Messenger RNA from Hyalella azteca, 3557 nucleotides. RefSeq names its product GPI ethanolamine phosphate transferase 3 (gene PIG-O). Bases 37 to 3336 code for a protein of 1099 amino acids. The record is from RefSeq and is a predicted model, not a curated record. Gene Ontology annotation, cellular component: endoplasmic reticulum membrane. Lineage: Eukaryota; Metazoa; Arthropoda; Malacostraca; Amphipoda; Hyalellidae. The transcript has 10 exons. Gene Ontology annotation, molecular function: mannose-ethanolamine phosphotransferase activity. Gene Ontology annotation, biological process: GPI anchor biosynthetic process.
AGUGAAAAUAUUCCUGAUGAAUAUCUGAAUGUCAGAAUGGUGUUAGUUGGAGGGAGGUGGAAGGUGUUACUUCUGCUGGUCUUGCCUGUGGCAAGCUUCAUUGCUGGACUUCUUGUAUUCAUACAAGGAUUUUUACUCACAAGACAUGCACUUUUAGAUGCUUCCACCUGCUCUGAUUUUGGUGAGCUUUCUGAAAAUGGCUGCUGGAUGCCAAAGAAAUUUAACAAGACAGUUCUGCUCCUCAUUGAUGGCCUGCGAUAUGAUUUUGCUGCAGAAGACGAUACUGUGAAAAGUGCAGUUGUCCCUGCAUUCCUGAACAAAAUGCCUGUUUUCAAAGAAAUAAUAUCUGGCAUUGCUGACAUUGACAGUAAAGGAACGACUCAUCUUCCAUGGAGGGGCAGUGGCUUCCUGGCUAAAUUUAUUGCGGAUGCCCCCACCACCACCAUGCAGCGGCUCAAAGGCCUCAUCACUGGGGGAUUGCCUACAUUCAUUGACUUGGCACAAAACUUUGACAGUGGGAGUAUCAGUGAAGACAAUUUGGUUCUGCAGCUGGAGCAGCAUGGACGCAGCAUCACCGUACUUGGUGACGACACCUGGAGGAAUCUAUUCCCAAACAGCUUCAAUCGGGACUUCUUAUUUCCAUCAUUCAAUGUUUGGGACUUGGACACGGUAGACAAUGGAAUACUGGAGCACUUAGAUGCAGAGUUAAACAACCCCCGGUGUGAUGUUCUCAUUGCUCAUUUCUUGGGCGUUGACCACGUGGGUCAUCGCUAUGGCCCCAAUCACCCCAGCAUGACGCGCAAGCUGCGUCAGAUGAACGAUGUUGUCAGGCACGUUGCACAAUCAAUUCAUGACGACACAUUGCUGCUCGUCUUUGGCGACCACGGCAUGACAGCCACGGGAGAUCAUGGCGGCGACUCUGACGCUGAAGUUACGGCUGCAUUUUUCGUCUACAGUCCAGGAUUAGUGAAGAAUUUCAGUUCUUAUUACCGCUCCUCGCCUCACAGCAGCACCAAUACAAACGAGUCCAAUAUCAAUGAGUUGCUGUUCCAAGGGGAAAUAUUUCCUGUGGGUGAUUGGAGACAUCAGACACCCCACUUGAUACAACAAGUGUCCCUAGUGCCCACCGUGUCUCUAUUAUUGGGAGUUCCUAUCCCCUACUCGAGUAUUGGGAGUGUUGUGCCACAGUUGUUUGGUUCGCUGCAAGAUCAGGUGAUGGCUCUCAGCCUAAACGUUAAGCAAGUACAUCGAUAUCUUUCUCAUUACAACGACAAGUUCUCAUCAAACAGAUUUCCCUUGAGUAUGUGGCAAAAGCUGGUCUCUCUCAAAGUAGAUAUAGACGAUAUCGGAAGGAUUAACUUGAGUAAUAGCACUCAUUUGGAAGCGUAUAAAUCUUCACUGAAAGAAGAAGCUGUGGGCAAGGAUUUGGAACAGAUAAAGAAUCAUCUUUUAAUGCGUAGAAAGUCUCUAUAUGAGGAAUAUUUAAGCCUUGCUAAAGCGAUGUGUGAAGAAGUGUGGGCGACUUUCGAUGUGACUGCCAUGGCUGGCGGAAUUUUCCUCAUGAUUGUGGCAUUGACUAAUCUGGCUAUAAUCUCACUAUCCUUAACGAAGAAAGAAGAAAUAUUCACAUAUUUUUUCAAGGGCAAUUGUGCUAUUUGUACAAUAAUAAUGUUUACAUUAUUACUAAGAAGUUGGUUGCCUCUUCCUGUGUUGAAUUUUAUUCCAGCCUUUUUGGCUGGUGUUGUCGUCGUCUUUCAUGCCAGCAAAGUUAAUAGUUUGAGUGUUUAUGCUGCAUACAAAGAUUUAUGGCCUUUGUUAAUAUUUGGCUUUGUGUGUUGUAGUAGCUUCUCCAAUAGUUUUGUCGUUCAUGAAGAUGCUGUCAUAGGCUUUUCACUCGUCUCGCUUCUUGCUUAUUCAACGUUGAGACUUCUCCUUAUCCACAAGACAAGAACGUUUGAGAAGGGCAAAAUAAAGAACCAAGCUUCUAUCUCCUCCGUGUUGGCUUACAUUGCCGUGUCAGUCUUCAUUGUUGUGGGUGUGGCAGUUCGAUGGAGUUCCUCGUAUCGGCGAUGUCGUGAAGAACAAAGCAGCUGUGAACCAUCCACUAAUUACCUCCCACUGUCCAGCAUCGAUAGCGCCCUGCAGAACAAGCGCUUCUUCAUCGGAGUUUUUCUCCUCAUCCUAACAGUUAGUCUACCUCGUCAGUGGCUCAGCUAUUGUGGAAACUUGAACGGAAUGCGGGCUGCUGUUUUUGUCUACAGAAACGCCACCAUAAUAUGCGGCGUUAUGAUAGCGACUUAUUGGGCUCUUGAUGCUGUGCCUAAACCAUCUGCCCUAAUAUUAACUUACAUGAACUACCCUCCUCGCGUAAUUUAUGCGCUUGCUGCUAUAACUAUCCUGAUAACUUUCGUCAAACCUCUUUUGAUAUUCCAACUGCAUAAAAAUAAACGCCAGUAUAACGUAACGAACGCCCACAUGCUCAUUCCAGAACUAUUCAAUAAUCUCAAAGAAGACUUCGGCCGUAACAAACGGCCUGAUUCGGAUUGUGAGACUCCUGUUGUGUAUGGACUAGCAACGGCCAUUUCGGCGCCUCUAGUAACCACGGGCAGCAUGGCUGCAAUUGUGGUGCUGCUGCUGGUGGGCGACGGUAUGGCGCUGCCGCUGCUGCUGCUCAUACUCACCGUCGCCGGCUUCUGCUUCCUGCAUGCCGCAAUUUGCUGGCAAAACCCUCUUCUGGACAGUGUGAUGCGGCUGCGCUGGGUCGGCCCUGUGGUGUGGUGCCUGCUCAGCCUGCACGGCUUCUACUCCACGGGCCACCAAACCACCUUCCCCACCCUGCCCUGGUCCGCUGCCUUCGUGGGACGCGUCGAGACGGGCGCAGGAGGGACACUGGCACCUGCAUUGUUGGUGCUGCUGCACACCUUCUCAGGUCACCUGCUGCUGGGCCUGCUGCUGCCGCUGCUGCCCCUUGCUCCCCUAACUCUCGGGGCCAUCCUGCCUACCCUCAGGAAGAAGAAAUCUGGAGACGAGCUGCAGCGAGGAGAGUUCGUGCUGCUGGAUCGGCCCGAAGUGUUUUUAGCAUCGCUGAGCAGCUUUGCUGUCUCCUACGUCUCACUGCAUUGUGCCAAGGUGCUGCUCACAUGCAUCAGUUGUCUGUUCCUGAGACGUCAUCUCAUGAUGUGGAAGAUAUUUGCACCUCAUUUAAUUUUCGAGAGCGUCGGCCUGGUGGUGACACUGUGCUCGGUGAGCUUCAGCGUGCUGCUAGCACUCCGCACUCUGGAUGUGCUUCAAACAUGGGCCAUUAGAAUCUCUUUCCUUAAAGAAAAACCCUCGUAAGAGCAAUCCAAUCAUUCACUUUUUCCUGUUCUUAUUGUUACAGACCAGAUGAUUCUCAAUCUUCAUGCUCAUUGGACCGCCUGCUUGAUGAUUCAAACAUGCGCCUUCAUGGCUACUUAAUUUGUGCAAUCCUCCUGUUAUUGAUAGUUCAUUUUGUUCAGCAAUUCAGCAAUUAUUAUUCUAAAACGUGGAUAAAUAAUCAAACAAUUAAUUAUUGAGCC